Molecule: messenger RNA, 3922 nt
Organism: Scatophagus argus
Lineage: Eukaryota; Metazoa; Chordata; Actinopteri; Scatophagidae
Gene: mctp2b
Product: multiple C2 domains, transmembrane 2b
Exons: 23
Coding region: 218-2893 (891 amino acids)
Biological process (GO): regulation of neurotransmitter secretion
Cellular component (GO): synaptic vesicle membrane
Molecular function (GO): calcium ion binding
Source: RefSeq, a predicted model, not a curated record
GCAGAUUGAUAUUUGGUUCUCAAACACUGAGGAGGAAGUCUGCGCGGAUGGGCUACAUAAUACAAUCGAUGUCCUGGGCUGCUGCUGUCGUUUUUCUCCACCCCCAAUGUUUAGCAAUCAUGAUUUGAAUUAGAGACACUCGUCGGAGGAUAUUAGCAGCGGAAAAAGCUGUCAGUGAUGUCCAGUUCUUAGACACAGGCUAAACCUCCUUCCCAUCAUGGACUCCAAGAAGCCAGGUGUGCUGCGGCAUUUCCGCCAGAAGGUGCUACCACACUUUCGGCGAGGCAAGACGAGCGCAAGCAAGUCGCCCGUCCUGCUCGAACACACCAUGGACCAUCGGAUGAGUUCCUCCGUUCCAGACAUGAGAUACAUGAGGCAGGAGUACACUCACGUCUCCUCCAGCACACGGCUCCAGCAGUACAACUCCCCCAGCUACAGCAGCCCCUCCUCACCGUUAGUCAAGCCUGCUCGAGGCCUGGCAGGAGGUGGGAGUGGCCUGAAGGUGGGACCCGUUGGUGGAGGAGCUGAGAGGAGUGAGCACAGACUAAGCGUGCCUGUAGACUCUACAGACUGGGCUUCCUCCCAGGAGUCAUUCAACAGUCUCUGCGAGGAGGAGAAGAGCUCCUCGGAGUCAAACUACAGAAUCGUCAGAGGCAUGGAGCCUGAGGAGCUGGCCCUGCCAGAGAUGAUGACCGUCUACAGUCCAGAUGUCCCUUCCUUGGAAGUUUCCCAGGAUGACUCACAGUACGAUAAUCAUGAUUUCAACGUCCACGUGUUGAAAGACGGGGACAACCAAAACAGUGAAAUGAACAACGAGAUCCCAAAUGUAUCGGAGAACACCAGGUUUCCUUCCAGGUCCUUCCUGCUCACCAUCAACCUGAAGGAAGGACGCAACCUGGUCAUCAGGGACCGCUGUGGUACCAGCGACCCUUAUGUGAAAUUCAAAUUGGAUGGGAAAACUUUCUACAAAAGUAAAGUGGUUUAUAAAGACCUCAACCCCAAGUGGUAUGAGACUUUCUCCCUACCUGUGAAGGAUCUGAACCAGAAACUGUACAUCAAGGUAUAUGACCGUGAUCUUACAACUGAUGACUUCAUGGGCUCUGCAAGUGUCACCCUGAGUGAUCUGGGGAUUGACAAAGUCAAUGAGAUGUCUUUGCCUUUGGAGGACCCAAACAGCCUUGAGGAGGACAUGGGGGUUGUUCUGGUGGACAUGAGCCUGUCACUCAGAGAUGGAAGCAGCAAAAGAGGCCACAGGUGGCCUCAAAAACGAAAACGAAGUAUUAGGGCGGGAGGCUCUUCUCAGAGCUUUCGCCUGUCAGAGACACUGAGGAAGAGUCAGCUGUGGACUUCUGUUGUGUCGGUGACUCUGGUCGAGGGUCAGGAGCUGCUGCUGGACGCUCAGGGAGGUCAGCUCUUUGUUCGCUUCAGGCUGGGAGAGCAGACAUACAAAAGCAAGAAUCACUGCAAAGUGUCCAAACCCCAGUGGAGAGAGAGGUUCACUCUAAACCAGUACUUGGACAGUCCCAACAUCCUGGAGGUGGAGCUCUGGUCCAAGGAAGGACGAAGGAAUGAGGAGUGUUUGGGAACGUGUGAGGUUGACCUGUCCAGGAUCCCUGUCAGUCAGAGGCAGCUGUUCACACAAACCUUGGACCAUGGCAGAGGACGCUUGGUCUUCCUGCUUACAGUGAACACGUGCAGCGGCGUCUCCAUCUCUGACCUCUGUGCUGCGCCACUUGACGAACCUCACGAGCGGAAGAACCAGCUGGAUAACUACAGUUUGAAAAGGUCCCUGAAAAGCCUCCGUGAUGUUGGUUUCCUUCAAGUCAAAGUUAUCAAGGCUACAGACCUGCUGGCUGCUGAUUUAAAUGGCAAGAGUGAUCCUUUCUGCGUGUUGGAACUGGGGAACGACAGACUGCAGACCCACACAGUCUAUAAGACCCUCCACCCAGAGUGGAAUAAAGUCUUUACACUCCCUGUCAAAGACAUUCAUGAUGUUCUAGUGGUGACUAUCUUUGAUGAGGAUGGAGACAAGGCGCCAGACUUCCUGGGAAAAGUUGCCAUUCCCCUGCUCUCGAUCCGCAGGGGACAACAGAUCGCCUUCCCGCUGAAGAAAGAAGACUUAGGUGGGCUGUCGAAGGGAAGCAUCACUCUGGAGCUGGAGGUUAUUUUUAACCCCGUCAGAGCAAGUUUAAGAACCUUCCAGCCAAAGCAGAGAAGAUUCAUGGAGGAUAAUCCCAAAUUUUCCAAAAAGGCUCUGGCCAGGAACGUGCUGCGUGUUCAGACACUGUACAGGGCUAUCGUGUCGACUCUGCAGUACAUCAAAAGCUGUUUCCAGUGGGAGAGCGUUCAGAGGAGCCUGCUAGCCUUCCUGGUGUUUGUGGUGACAGUGUGGUACUGGGAGUUUUACAUGCUGCCCUUCUUCCUGGUCCUGCUCAUCUUGUGGAACUACCUCCAGGUCCGCUCCGGCCGUGUCAGUCAGGACCUGGACAAUAUGGAUUUGGCUGAUGAGGAUGAGGAUGAUGAAAAGGAGUCAGAGAGAAAAGGGCUGAUGGAGAAAAUCCACAUGGUCCAAGACACCAUCAUCACCCUGCAAAACCUGCUGGAUGAGAUCGCCUCUUUUGGAGAGAGGAUUAAAAAUACUUUUAACUGGUCGGUGCCGUUCCUGUCCAGCCUGGCUUUCCUGGUCUUUACAUUUGCAGCAAUCCUAACAUACUACAUUCCUGUACGCUAUGUAGUUUUAAUAUGGGGUAUCAAUAAAUUCACCAAGAAAUUACGGAACCCGUACAGCAUUGACAACAAUGAAGUGCUUGAUUUCCUGUCGAGGGUGCCUUCAGAUGUGCAGAAGGUUCAGUACAGUGAGGUGAGGGGCAGCAGGAAGAAGAAAAUCAUGUAGAAAAUAGAAGGAGGGCGGUAUGUAAACUGGACUUCAUGCUGCUGUUUGUGGGCUUCCUUCCUAAAAACUGUUUCCAGACAGUCUGCUGAAUCUUCCCUUUUGUCAGUUUUGGGGUGCGUGGAAGGUUUGAAUCUUAAUUCGCUGUGUCGAUGCACGGCUCAGCACCGCUCAUUCUGACCAGAACCACAGGACUUUUCAACCAACAAAAGUUCAUACUGGGGACCCUGCAGAGAUCACUUUCCACAUUUUGAACAGAUUUUACUAUGAUGUCUAUCUGCUCAUUUCUGGUACAAUUUCCAAAGAUUGUAAUUGUUUUAUUGUAUGUACAGUUUAUUCUUUAAGAUAAUCAAUUAGAAGCUGCUUUCUUAUAUAUUCCUGACCCCCAGGUUGCUGAAACCAGCUGAAAUAUGAUUUUAUAUUCUACUGAAUGUACAUGUUUGGUGUGUAACAUUUAUAAUUAUAUUUUUACACAAUUUACAUUUACAGAAGUAAAGAUAAGUUAAUUCCAAAAUGGAUUACCCACUGUUUGAAACAAAUGGGUAACUUUAGUGAGUGCAAGUCGUCAUGAGGUGUUUUCUUAGAAAAUGGUUAUAUUUUUAUGUAAAAGGUACUGGUUUUAAAUAUUAAUGCUGAAUGUCAGGUAACCAUUGCUUCUUCCAACUGGGCCUUUCAUGUGUCCAGCAUAUGUCCAGCAGCAUAUCAAAUAUUAUGCAUGAUAAUCCUUUGUCUCUUACAUUUGCCUUUGUAAAUGGAUAAAGAGCUCUGUGCAUACAAUAUUGACUCAUUUUACUUAAGCAUGAAUAUGGGCAUAUUUUUACAUGCAAAGAUAAGUGCCUACAUUUUCAUUUUCAUUUAUCCUACAUGCAGGAUGUAUGUACUAUUUAUAGUAGUCUCUGUAGAAUAAGGUCAGACUGAACUCAAAAUUGUAUUUAUUAAUGACAAUAACUGAUGAAGACUUUGUGUCUGUCAUUGCUAACAACAAUAAAUGCACACAAUCACGCAGUUAUAUGUUCUGCCUCUCAGCUCAAA